Molecule: messenger RNA, 1202 nt
Organism: Contarinia nasturtii (swede midge)
Lineage: Eukaryota; Metazoa; Arthropoda; Insecta; Diptera; Cecidomyiidae
Exons: 7
Coding region: 56-1051 (331 amino acids)
Source: RefSeq, a predicted model, not a curated record
UAAAUAUUGAACAUUUUUCAGAAUCAAUCCAUUAACGUAUUCAUAACGAAAAGUGAUGAAGAUGACGUUUUCGGUUGUAUAUUUUGGGCUACUUUUGGCACUGAUCCUAUUGAUGGUGACUAUAGCAGAAGGAACAGGACUUCGAAAAAUUAAGACUGGACGCAAUAAUAACGUCGUUAAUGAUCAAAGUGGGCAAUAUAGCGGCUCUUACACAACUGGAAGUUUUAGGCGAGUGGCUAAAAAUCUUGGCUAUGAUGUUUCAUCGAUCACUGCCGGUCUCGGAAAUGUUAACCUUGGAAUUUCAUCGGGAUCAUAUAGUGGAUAUGGAUAUGGUUAUGAUGUUCCUUAUACAGGUGGACAAGUAUAUAGUCAUGAAGCUCCUCCUUCAGAUGCAUAUGCAUAUAGUCAACAUGCAUCUUAUACAGAUGACGCUCAAAAUGAUGCCAGAUUGGCUGCCAGGAAAAGUAAAACGGCAGUUAUAAUGGAUGAAAUAAAAACUCCAUGGACCGUAUUAAGUGACGAUGUCAUUCACCGAUUUAUUAAGUUUGCCAACGUAGCACAGCGGCAAAUGCCACAAAAUAUGAAAAGAUAUAAAUUAUUGGAUGUUUCAAUAACAAUGAUACCAGAAGAAUGUCAGAAUCAUACAAAAACAGAUAAAGAUGAUGUUCAGAUAAUGUAUGGUGGAGCCGGUGGAGAUGUCGGAUGUGAGGAUGUCGUCGGUCAUUACAUUUGCGUUCAUUACGUACAUCAACACCAAGCAGUAUACGUUUACGAUAGUUUAGGAAUGAAAUUGAAUAGUAAUCAAAAAAAGGUUCUAAAAGUCUUAUAUCCAAAUUCAAAAUUAAAAUAUGGAACACCGAAGACAAUGCAAAAUGAUUUUACUUCUUGUGGAUUGUUUGCCAUCGCCUAUGCAACAACAGUCAUAUUUGGAGGGGAUCCGGAAACUUACGAACUUCAAUUAAGCACAAAAGAAGGUGUUGAUCCUUCUAUGCCCCUCAGGCGACAUCUUUUCAAUAUGUUUAAAAAUAAGUCAUUUUCAAUAUUUCCUUGAGGCAAUCUGACUGCAAAAAUUCAACUGUUUUCAUUUAACUGAUAUUUGCUAGAAAAAUUUCCAAAAUAGAUUCAGCAAGAUGUAUUUCUUUCAUUAAGAAGUUUGUAAUAAAAUGAAAAUUGCACAUUUUGUGUGUGAAAAGCAAAUGAAA